Molecule: messenger RNA, 3755 nt
Organism: Zingiber officinale
Lineage: Eukaryota; Viridiplantae; Streptophyta; Magnoliopsida; Zingiberales; Zingiberaceae
Product: elongation factor-like GTPase 1
Exons: 3
Coding region: 541-3633 (1030 amino acids)
Biological process (GO): cytosolic ribosome assembly
Cellular component (GO): cytosol; ribonucleoprotein complex
Molecular function (GO): GTPase activity; ribosome binding; GTP binding
Source: RefSeq, a predicted model, not a curated record
UAGUGGAACGCCUACUUUUUCCCCCUCCGCUCAACUCUAUUUUGUUCUACAACGCCCCCUUCGCCGCCGCUGGUGGUGCGCCCCCACGCACGGUCCCGUUCGGACGCCCCGUAAUCGACCUCUCCUCUCCCUCUUUUGGUCUGCCUCACCUCCUCACCUGCUUGAACUAGGCGGCCUUCACAUCCAUCCACGCGGUGGCGAGUUCGUGUCUGCGGCCACAGAAUCGCUGUUGCACUUUUCCUCUAUAUUCCUUGUAUUCAUCUUCAGAUCGCUGCCUAUUUCCACUUGGACAAUCCCACUCACAGGAGAGAUUCUGCGCGGGUGCCACUAGUUGAUUUAAAUUAUGGGUUGUGUAGAGUUUAGCACAUGCUGAGCAAGUAGUUGAGAAGCAUUUUCUGAUUUCUACAGGAAGAAGCCCAACCUACAGUUUGCACAAGCAUCUUAAGCUUCCAAGAAGUGUAGUCUGCAGUUGAGAGAGGAAGCUGCUGUUGUUUUUUUGCUAAUAAUCCAUAUCAAGUCCUAUUAUUUAACUUCAGAUAGAUGGGUGAUUUGAGCUGCAGUAAGAUCCGAAACAUUUGCAUCCUUGCCCAUGUUGAUCAUGGAAAGACAACCCUUGCUGACCAUCUGAUUGCUGCAUGUGGUGGUGGGGUCCUCCACCCAAAGCUUGCAGGUCGACUGAGGUAUAUGGACUACCUUGAUGAGGAGCAACGACGGGCUAUCACUAUGAAAAGUUCUUCCAUUGCUCUCCACUACAAGGACUACAAUAUUAAUCUUAUUGACUCCCCUGGGCACAUGGAUUUCUGUAGUGAGGUAUCAACGGCUGCACGUUUGAGUGAUGGGGCCUUAGUUUUGGUUGAUGCAGUUGAAGGAGUUCAUAUCCAGACACAUGCAGUCCUUCGGCAGGCUUGGGUGGAGAAGUUGACUCCUUGCUUGGUCUUGAACAAGAUUGACAGGCUAAUUACUGAACUUAAAUUGAGUCCAAUGGAAGCUUACAACAGACUACAGAGGAUAGUUCAUGAAGUCAAUGCAAUAGUGAGUGCAUAUAAGUCUGAAAAGUAUCUUUCUGAUGUCGAUUCUCUUCUUGCUGGGACAUCUGGGGAUGUGGAUCAAGGGUUGGUUGAAGUGGAAGAUGAUGAGGAAGACAUGUUCCAACCCCAAAAGGGGAACGUUGCAUUUGUUUGUGCAUUGGAUGGUUGGGGUUUCUGCAUAAACCAUUUUGCUGAAUUUUAUGCUUCUAAGCUUCAAUUCAGUAUGUCAGCUUUGAUAAAGGGGUUAUGGGGACCGUGGUAUUACCAUACAAAGAAAAUGAUGAUCGUGGGGAAAAAGGGGAUAGAAGGUGUUAGUAAAGAUCCUCAACCAAUGUUUGUGAAGUUUGUGCUUAACCCUCUGUGGCAGGUCUACCAGGCUGCUCUAGAAGCUGAUGGAGAUAUAAGGAUGCUUUCCAAGGUUAUAAGUUCCUUCAAUUUAUCUGUACCACAAAGGGAGCUUGAAAACAAGGACAAAAAGGUGGUUCUUCAGGCUGUCAUGAGCCGUUGGCUUCCGUUGUCGGACACAAUUCUAUCAAUGGUAGUCAAGUGCAUGCCUGACCCUGUUUCUGCCCAAGCCACUCGCAUUUGCAGGUUGCUUCCUAAGAGAGAGUUAGUGGUAAAUAAUUCCAGUCUGUAUGAUAUAUUUUCUGAAGCCGAGAAUGUGAGGAAAUGUGUUGAGUAUUGUGACUCUAGGGCUGAAGCUCCAUGUAUAGCAUUUGUUUCUAAAAUGUUUGCUCUUCCAUUUAAGAUGCUACCAACAAAGGGUCCAAAUGGAGAGUUUUUAAACAAUCAACUUACUGGUGAAGUCGGAGAAUCUGGUGAGUGUUUCCUUGCAUUUGCAAGAAUUUUUAGUGGGGUACUGCACUCAGGGCAGAAAGUCUUUGUGCUCUCAUCUGUAUAUGAUCCGCUGAAAGGAGAAUCCAUGAACAGACAUGUACAAGAGGCUGAGCUUCAAUCUAUGUAUUUAAUGAUGGGCCAGGGUUUGUUACCAGUUUCAUCAGCAAGUGCAGGAAAUGUCAUUGCAAUUCAAGGACUAGGUCAAUAUAUUUUGAAGAGUGCAACUCUCUCAUCUACAAGAAACUGUUGGCCUUUUUCUAGUAUGAUGUUUCAAGUGGCACCUACUCUUAGGGUUGCUAUUGAGCCUUCAAAUCCAGCAGACAUGGGUGCACUUUUGAAGGGACUAAAGCUUCUCAAUCGUGCAGAUCCUUUUGUAGAGAUAACUGUUUCUUCCAGAGGUGAGCAAGUGCUUGCAGCCGCUGGAGAGGUUCACCUCGAUAGAUGCAUAAAGGACUUGAAAGAAAGAUUUGCCAAGGUUUGCUUGGAAGUUUCACCCCCUCUUGUCUCAUUUAAAGAGACCAUUGAAGGGGAGGGCAUUAAUUUAAUAGAGAAUUCAAAGGUCUCUUUAUGUUCUACUGAAUAUGUUGAGAGAACUACCCCAAAUGGUAGAUGUGUUUUAAGGGUGCAAGUCAUGAAACUUCCUAAAACUCUAACAACGGUUCUUGAGGAAUGUUCUGAUAUGUUGGGAGAUUUUCUAGAAGGGCAAUCUAGAAAGAGAGAUGGAGCCUUAGGCUCUCACAUUGCUCAGGAUGACGGUGAAGUUGUUGGAGUUGUCCGAAAGAGAAUACUUGAUGCUUUAGAAAGCGAAUUAGGUGUUUCUGUGAAAAAUGAUCAAGAUAGAGUUGAAAGGUAUCGCAAAAUGUGGUCUGAAUAUUUAGGGAGGUUAUGGUCACUUGGUCCUUCACACGUGGGGCCAAAUGUUCUUCUUGCACCAGAUUCCAAAGCAAGCAACAUUUCUAAUUUCAGUCUAGGUCAAAAGGGUAUUCUUAUACAGGGUUCAUGUGAUGUUUCUAAAAGAUUAGGGUUCUUUAGUGAUGCUGGUCUAGAAUCUGGUACAAGUUCUCUGAGUACUGAAGAAACAGCGGAGGAAACUGAGUCACUGUAUCGAGAAGCAGAAGCUCUUAAAAGCAGCAUCGUGUCUGGGUUUCAGUUAGCAACAGCUGCAGGGCCUUUAUGUGAUGAGCCCCUGUGGGGUUUGGCAUUUCUAGUCGAGCCUUAUCUCUUCCAAGAAAGCUCUGAGGCUUCCAGUCAGUCUGAUCAGUAUGGUAUGUUGAGCGGGCAAGUGAUGACUGCAGUUAAGGAAGCUUGUAGGGCAGCAGUACUUCAAAACAAGCCUAGGCUUGUGGAAGCUUUGUACUUUUGUGAGUUGACUACGCCAACAGAAUACUUAGGAGCAAUGUAUGGAGUUCUUGGAAAGAUGCGUGCUAGAGUAUUGAAGGAAGAAAUGCAGGAAGGCUCCUCCUUGUUUACAGUGCACGCUUACGUCCCUGUUGCAGAAAGUUUUGGGUUCGCUGAUGAACUCAGGAAAAGAACUUCAGGCGCUGCGAGUGCUCUGCUUGUUCUUAGUCAUUGGGAGGAACUACCAGAAGACCCUUUUUUUGUUCCAAAGACGGAGGAAGAAAUUGAGGAGUUUGGAGACGGCUCCAGUGUUCUUCCAAACAUUUCAAGGAAGCUUAUGAAUUCUGUGAGGCGAAGGAAGGGCCUUCAUGUGGAAGAAAAAGUUGUACAACAUGCAACAAAGCAGAGGACACUAGCCCGGAAGGUGUGAUCUGUAACAUAAUCUAUUCGGUGAUGAUUGUUGUACAAUUUCUACAAAAUAUUCUUGAUCAAUAUAUACAAGUGAACAAUUAAUUUAUCUAUACUGAGGUAGAAGAAUUAUGAUAUUGUCGA